Molecule: messenger RNA, 1839 nt
Organism: Didymodactylos carnosus
Lineage: Eukaryota; Metazoa; Rotifera; Eurotatoria; Philodinida; Philodinidae
Source: the annotation of a GenBank genome assembly
AUGGCUUGUGAAUAUGGAAUUGGAAAGACAGUUUUGGACAUUGCAUCAUUGAAGGAUAAAACAACUCCAAUGUAUGAAAGAAUAAACAGUUUAAUUAAAAUGGAUGAAAUGUUAAAUUUUGCAAAAGAUGCAAAUUGGAUAAAAUGUGAAGAAGUAAUUCAAGAGAGGCCAAAAAUAUUAAAUGAAAAACCUCCGUAUAGAAAAUUUUAUUUACUUCAUCAUUUGGCUUACAGUGGAGCAUUUCAAGAAUUUGAACAUCUACAUGAAAAAUAUCACUUUAAUUUAAAUUUAGUUGUAGCAACAAUACUAUCAUCACGUUUGGCAAGAAACAUAUCUGUUUGUCGAUCAAAUUCAACAACAGAUGUGACAGUUGUACGUAAUUUAGCUGGUGAUGUAUUAUUAAAUACAAACGACAAUUCUUUAACAACCUUCAGUGUCGAGAAUAAUAGUUCGUCAAAUAAAAAUGCUAUUUCAUAUGAUUAUAUAAGACAAAUGACCGAUAGAGAUUUAUUAAAUGCAAUCACAGAUCCAAUAACAAAACAAAUUUUACGAAAUCCCGUUUUAGCAUCCGAUGGUUAUACAUAUGAACGUGAGAGUAUUAUGGAAUGGUUUAGACUGUGCAAAAAUUCUCCGGUAACAAAUGUUGAAUUUAUUAAUUUUGAUUUAAAGCCAAAUAAUGUAAUACUUAGAAUGUUAAAAGUAAUUCAAUCACGAUCGGAUGAAAUUCAAAAUGUAUCUGCUGCAAAUGAAGCACGAAAUUUUGUGACGCAACUACCAAUAUCCUAUACCGUAGAAGAGGGUGACACAUUACACAAUAUUGCUAUUUCAAAUAAUUUUACAUUGGAUGAAAUGAAAGCAGCAAAUCCUGAUAUUGAAAAUUACAAUUUCCUACGUAUAGGACAAAAAAUAAAACUUCCAGUUGUUCAAAAGUUAAUUAGUGCAAAUGUUAGAACUUUUCCACUCUCACAUGAUACACAUUCGGAUAAUCAUGAUCAUCAUCAUUUAACAACAGCAUCAACAGAUGAUCAGAGAUUUAUACCAAAAACUGUGAACGAAAAAGUCUUGUCCGAUAUGAAACAAUCACUUCUUGAAAUAUUUUAUAUAUAUGAUGAAAAUCAUGAUGGGCAGCUGUGUUUCGAUGAAUUUAAAUCAUUUAUUUAUAAUUUAGGUUUAAAAACAUUAAAUGAAAGACAAAUAAAUGAAAUAUUUUUAGUAAUUAAUAAUGGUACAGCGACGAUAACAUUUCAAAAUUUUUACAAAUAUUUUAACAAUUUAGUUCAACAAAAUGAUCAAGUAACUCAUAGUCAAAUUGAAUUAGAUUUGUUUCAAGCAUUUUUAGAAGCUGAUGUUAAAGAUGCAUGUGGUAUGAAUGGAAUUACAACAUUUAUUAAUGAAAGAUGGAAAAAUUUAAAUAAUUUUAUACGUAGAGGAAAAGAUGGAAGAUUGGUUAUGAUUGGUGGUGAUCAACCAGCAAUAGAUGUUUUGCCUGAUGGCUAUACAUUUCUUGAUUUACUAUUAUUAGUACCAAAUUUCUCAAAUGAGAUAAUACCAAGAUAUAAGAGCAUUUUAAAUGUACGAUGGAUAUCAAACACAGAUAGAAAAUCUCCAAAAAAGUCGGGUGAAUUAAUAUUUCCAAAUGAUUUUGAUGGAAAAUUGCCGGUGGAAACUGCAACACAUUUAACUCUAAAAUAUUAUCAGUGCUGUUUUGCAAAUGAAAGUGCUCGAAGAGUGUCAUUAUUGAACCGUCAUGCUAUACAAACUUUUAGAUAUGAGCCUAAUUAUCAGUCAGAUUAUGUUAGUAAUCGAGCUGGAUUAGAAAGACAUGGUUUUCUAGUAUAA